CCAGCAAAACAAAACAUGGAAACAUUCAACUCUCAACCUGGGUGUGGAUCAAUCUUACCACCUUUAAAUACAGAUGGGAAUGUCGCUUGUUAUAACUGCAGACAAGAAUUCCCACCAAAAGUUUUCGAAGCACAGGAGGUUGAAUAUACAAUACAUUUCAAUAAUUAUGAUCCGGAAAAGGUUUUUGGGAAAAAUAAACAUAAUUCAGAUGAUGAGGCAGAUGGUCCAGUCGUUGAACGUAAAUGUUCGAAGUGUGGACACAUGCAAAUGUCUUACGCGACGUUGCAACUGCGAUCUGCUGAUGAAGGACAAACAGUGUUCUUUACAUGUCUAAAAUGCAAGUACAAGGAAUCUGAAAACUCCUAAGCAGAAAGAAGAUUUAUGGGUCGAUUAUGGACGCAAGCUUGAGUGUAAAUAAGUCGUGGAAAUAGUUGGUUGUCUCAGGAGAAAGAACGUGCUGCAGCCAACUGUUGCAUUAAUAUACAAAGGAGAUUGCUACGAGACAGUUCUGAUCCAUUUAGCUUAAAUGAUAAAUGUAUGCUCCCUCUUUUUAAGGGCGUCCAUUCAACUAAAUAUUGUGCUGCUUUACUUCUUGCAACGCUUUCCCAAAAUUCCA
This is a messenger RNA of Rhagoletis pomonella (apple maggot), 616 nucleotides long. RefSeq names its product DNA-directed RNA polymerase I subunit RPA12 (gene RpI12). Gene Ontology annotation, cellular component: RNA polymerase I complex. NCBI's taxonomy places the organism in Eukaryota, Metazoa, Arthropoda, Insecta, Diptera, Tephritidae. Gene Ontology annotation, biological process: DNA-templated transcription; termination of RNA polymerase I transcription. The record is from RefSeq and is a predicted model, not a curated record. Gene Ontology annotation, molecular function: zinc ion binding; DNA-directed RNA polymerase activity; nucleic acid binding.